AUGACAGUCACCACCAAGGCAGUCACCCCCAAAGGCGGUCACCACCAAAGCAGUCCCACUGGGCAGUCACCCCCAAGGAUCACCCCCAAAGGCCCAGCACCACAUAGGCAGUACCAAAAGGGAAGUCCCCACAAAGGAGUCACCCCCCAAGGCGGUCCCCACAAAGGCAGUCACCACAAGGCAGUCACAAAGGCAGUCACCACCAAGGCAGCACCAAUAGGCAUCAUCAAAAAGGGCAGUCCCACCAGGGCAGGUUACCACCAAAGCAGCACCACCAAGGUAGCACAACAUAGGCAGCCCCCCAAGGAGUCACCCUUGGAAAGUCACCACCAAGGCAGUUACCCCCACGGUAGUCCCCACAAAGGCAGUCACCACAUAGGCAGUCCCCACCACAUAGGCAGUCCCCACCUAGGCAGUCCCCACAUGGCAGUCCCCACUUUGGCAGCCCCACCCGGGCAGUACCCCCAGGGGGGGUCACCAAAAAGGGCAGUCCCCAAAUUUGGGCAGUCCCCCCAAGGCAGUUACCCCACGGUGUCACCACCACGGACACCAAAGCAGUCCCCACAUAGGCAGUCACCAAUAGGCACCCACAAGGCAGUCCCCCACAUAGGCAGUCAACAAAGGCAGUCCCCACAAAGGCAGUCACCCCAAGGCAUUUACCCCAACGGAGUACCACACGGUGCACACAUAGGUCACCACCACGGUAGUCACCACCACGGUAGUCACCACAUAGGCAGUCACCAAAAAAGGCAGUCACCCCACGGGCAGUCACCCCAGGCAGUCCCCAAAAAUGAUCACCACACGGAAGUCCCCACCACUUUAGUCACCACAAGGCAGUCCUACCACGGCAGUCCCCACAUAGUCUUUCCCACCAGGCAGUCACCACCGGGCAUCCCCAUCAGGGCAGUCCCCAAGGCAUCCCCACCAAGGCACACACCCGGCACACCCCCAGGAGUCACCACCAAGGUAGUCCCCACCAAGGCAUCCCCAUCACGGCAGUCACCACCAAGGCAUCACCAUCACGGCGUCACCCCCAAGGCAGUCACCACCAAAGUAGUCCCACCAAGGCAGUCACCACACGGCAGUCACCCCAAAGGUAGUCACCACCAAGGCAGCCCCAUACGGCAGUCACCCCCCAAAGGCAGUCCCACCAAAGGUCACCCCCAAAGGAGCACCCCCCAAGGCAGCACAUCAGGGCAGUACACCGGGCAGUCCCCACCAAAGCAGUCACCCAAGGUAGUCACCCCCAAGGCAGUCACCAUCCCGGCAGUCCCCACCAAGGCAGUCACCUCAUGGCAGUCACCCAUGGGAGUCCCCACCAAGGUAGCCCCCCAAGGCGCACCAUCAGGGGGCAGUCACCCCCCAAGGGCAGUCCCAUCAGGGCAGUCCCCAAUAGGCAGUCACCCCCAAGGGUCGGCUAUUUUUAAGGGUGUUGAAAAACCAAGGAUGUGGGAGAUCCGGGAAACCUUUUGUAGUUGGGCUGCAAUGCAGCUGGUGGGGGAAAUUGUUCUGAAAUUUUUCCUGGGGGGAACAUCCUUCCCAGGUUUAGGGCAGGAAUGUUUAUGA
Messenger RNA from Penaeus monodon (black tiger shrimp), 1566 nucleotides. RefSeq lists its product as uncharacterized. Bases 1 to 1566 code for a protein of 521 amino acids. The transcript has 6 exons. Lineage: Eukaryota; Metazoa; Arthropoda; Malacostraca; Decapoda; Penaeidae. The record is from RefSeq and is a predicted model, not a curated record.